AUGCCUCUCUUUGGCAUACGGCCCAACGACGAUGACUUCCUCGUUCCUCACCUGGGGGACAAGGGUGCAUACUCGACCCAUGCAUCGCGCUUUGGUCUGCCUCUUCCCUCGACGGGCUCGACGGGCUUGUUCAAAGAUGACGCUCAAGCAUUGGCGUUCCGAUUACCUAGUCUGGACAGUCGAUCGGGAACAGCGGCUUUGUUCGAGGACGUGAUUCUCAAUAAUGUCGUGCUCAAGCAGAAGCAAGAGCAGCAACGAGCGGCCAACGUUCAUGAGCGACACGCGCUCGAGGUUGAGAGAACGGCGGUCGAUAAUCUCCUGCUCGAGAAGGAGCAGAGUACGCCUGGGCCAUCGACUCGCCGCGAUAUAUGGGGUCAAGCUGCGUCGAAUGAGGUGCACAAGGUACGCGUCCAGUAACCCGUGGAGAGGCGUGUGCUCUUGGGCUCAUCUCACCGCGACUUCGCCUACAGAGCGCGCCUCAGUUGUCGACUUGGGACAAUCUCGACCGAUCAGACAAGUCGUACGCGUCACCUUUCUUCAGUGAAGCGCCGGCGAGAGUGUGGGAAGCAGAGCUGUAUGUGCAAGCUUGGGUUUGGAGACCGUUCUUGGCACCAUCUGAGCGUCUCCUGUCCUCUCCACAGCUCGCUCACCUCGGAGCGAACAUCCCGGGCCCCAGCUUAUGCCCACGCUGUCAUCCUCGACAACCUCAUGACCAUAGUCCGUGGUCUCGACUCCGUCUUGUUCGCAUGGGACACGGAAAAAGAACGCUACGUCUGGCGAGCCGAUCUCAAAGGAAAGGCCAAAUCCGGCCUCGAGAACCGGGGAAGGUUCGUCGGCAUCUCGCUCGAGGCAUCGCAUAGGUCAGUCAGAGGAUCCCACGCGACUGGUAGACUCGGAGUCGAGACUAAUCGCAAAGGCGGUCCUUCGUUGACAGUUACAUCCAACGCUUCUUCUUCCUCGCUACUUCGAUGAGCCGAUUGGACGAGGUCGCGCGAUCGCUCGUUGAGCCAUCUUCGAACCCUUCGACCAUAGCUCAUGCCGUGUCGUCAUCGCUCUCCGCUUUCAUCGACUGGGCCCGAGAGGAAGUGGUCAGAUUAUGUCCCACGCAACUCGAGGAUCCUAGCGACCCAAGCUCCCGCGAUGGUCUCGCCGUCGUAUGGGCCAGAUUGGCAGAUCUCGCUCGAGUCGUCGAGUCCGUCUCGACCAUCUUUCAACGCCAAUACCGCAUGGUCCCACCUUUGGCACCCAUGCCACGGACGACGGCCUCUCUCCUCAGUCUUUUGCACGAUAACCUCAAACACCACUUGGCAUAUUCAUUGACGCCUCCCUUGUUGGAGCAAACGACGUCGGCGUGGCUCUUGAACCAUGCAUUGUCGGCUUGGUGGACGGGGUGGGAAGCCUGGGUUGGAAUUGCUGAAUCAUCACACCAUGAGAGUGAACAUACCUGGGCCGAUUUAGGGAUCGAAGUGGAGAUUACGAAGAGGGAGUUAUCGAUGCUUCAAGUUCGCAACGCGGGUUCGGGAAUGGAAGAGCUUUCCCGGACUAGAUAUAGGGUAAGUCAGGAUCGAGGCCGUUUCGGCAGAGUCAUCUACUUUUUGUGGACCUCAUUUGUUUGAGCCGCUCUCACACAGCUUCACCUGUCAAGGAUACCGACGUUCUUCCCUCGCAAUGUUGCUAUCGAGCUGUUUGAAGCUGGUCGGGCAUUGCGUCUGCUGCGUCGAGCAAAGCCGGAUCAUCCACUCUCGAGACCACAGAGGAUACAGAAUGCGGGACGAGGAAUCCGAUGGGAUGUUGGAGAUGAUGAGAGGUACGUUUCGCGGUGAACUGAAGAUUCCCGAGGGCUGGGCUGACGUGAAACUCGCUUUCACGACUCUUUCAGCUUCUUCCAAGCCGUUCGGACACGGGUCGCUCAACUUCGAAAUGAUGUGAGGGCAUGGCAAGUCGGCAAAUACGCGCCUGUCGUUCUGCCAGAUAAUACUUUCUUGGUCAAACUCGACGUACAUACCUCUGCAUCAUCACUCAAGUACCCUGCCGAACUAGCGGACCUAUUUGGGCGCUUCACGGCUCUGUCGGUCGCGAACGCUCUGACUGCUCCGCACUGGUCGACGGACACAGGGAUCGGCUCGUUCCUCGCCGAUCGCAUCGAGUCUCCCACCUUCUCGAUCCUCCCUCCCUCAAGACCUAACUUGGACAUCCUCCUUUCGACAUCACUCUAUCGCCCGCUCUCCAUCUUCGGCCACCUACCCUCGGCAGCGCUCCUCACGCUCUUCUUCACCGACCUAGCCCUAACCUCCCACCUCGACGUCCUCCACUCCUUCCUUCUCUUCGGUGACGCUUCCUUUGUCCAACGUUUCCGCGAUGCCUUGUUCGCUCCUCCCGAGGAGAGGGAAGGCAGUUCGAUCCAACGUCGUCGAGCGCGGGACGUGAACGUCUGGGGAACCAAGGAUCAAGGCGAGCUAGGUGCGGAAAGGGAUGGUUGGGGGAUCGGGAUCGGUAUUCGAGGGAUGACGGAUCAAACGAAUUGGCCUCCUGGUGGUGCGGAAUUAGCCCUGGCGCUUCGAGCUGCGUUGGCUGAAUCGAUCCAAGAACGCAUCGAAUCCGUCGAUCGAAAGAUGGAAGACCCUCAAAUGAAGCACGACAAAGCGCAAGUGAACGAUGCUCAAGUCUGGCGUUCGGUUGAUUCGAGAUUAUCGUUCGCUUAUCGUCACGACGAAGUCGAGAUGGAUCCCAACAGUCUCACGGCGUUCAAUUUCCUCUACCUCGAUUACAAGGCACCUUCACCCCUCGAUCUGGUCAUCAUCCCUUCCGUACAAGGCAAGUACCAACAGAUCUUCACCCACUUGCUCAAGAUGAUGAGGAUCGAAGCCGUGAUGCGCAAUUUGACGCUCGAUAUCACCAAACCGGUCGUUUUCGGUCUUUCACGAAACGGAAGAUUGGACGACAAGACGAAAGGGGAGCCCGUACCCUCACUUCUGUUGGACGUGAAGCCCUUUGAUUUUCGAGCGCGUAAAGCCUUGAUCGCUUUGUGUUUCGAACUUCGUACCCUCGUCAAUAGUAUCACGGGACACGCGUACCAUUCCGCCAUUGACGCCAACGUAUCGAGGUUCAAGACGUCACUACAAGGGAUCGAACGGGCGUUGCAUCAACAACUCCACCCGGGCAAAAUGUGUCCGACGGACGAAGAAGAGGAUGAUGAUCCCGACUCGGCAGGCGUAUGGAAUCUUGAAACCCUCGAACUCGUUCAUCAGCAAUUCCUCGACCGAAUACUCCUUUCCCUCCUGCUCCAGAAACGCCAACGACCUCUCAUGCGCGUCGUGACGGAAGGGAUCUUCCAAGUCGUCCUUGAUUUGGGUCGAGCGGUGAAGAAGUGGAAGAAGUUCCAGGCGAGUGGGACUUGGCCCGUCCGUGCAGAGCAGACGAUCCUUGAGGAGAUCCUGGGUAUGCAUCGUGGUCUGACGAGUCAAGCGAGUACGCUCGUCAAAGUUCUCCAAGCAUUGGACGAUAGAGGCUCGUCGGCGAAAGCGUCAUCAUCAUCGGGCUCGAGCUCGUCCUUCAAGGAUCAACGAGGGAAGAAGUUGUUGGAAGAGAUGGAAGCGGGUUUCGAAGCGAAGAGUGUGGGCUAUUUGAGUGAAUGGGUGUUCGCAUUGGAUGCGAAUCGGUUUUAUGCUGGGUUGAGUAUAGUCUGA
This is a messenger RNA of Microbotryum saponariae, 3686 nucleotides long. NCBI's taxonomy places the organism in Eukaryota, Fungi, Basidiomycota, Microbotryomycetes, Microbotryales, Microbotryaceae. The record is from the annotation of a GenBank genome assembly.